Messenger RNA from Parnassius mnemosyne (clouded apollo), 1161 nucleotides. NCBI's taxonomy places the organism in Eukaryota, Metazoa, Arthropoda, Insecta, Lepidoptera, Papilionidae. The record is from the annotation of a GenBank genome assembly.
AUGGCCUGCACGAAUCCUGAAACUUGCAGCAUCGCAAAUGAAAAUUCACCUUAUCAUGAAAUGCCUACUUCUGCAAGCAUAAUGGAAAACCUGAAUUUAAUCACCACUCUAGCAGAUAAUAUAGUCAGAACAAUAUCGGCUGGCAGAAGUGUGACAUCCGACAGCAAAAAAGCGAUUAUUGAAAUGGCGCAUGACAUUAACAGAAUCAUAAGAGAAACACAAAUAAAAACUGAAUAUACGGCAAGUAUUAUAGAGGUUAAAGAGUCGCUCCAAAAUACUAUUAAGGAAGAGAUUUCUAAACUAUCGAUACCCCCUCAAACCAAAUCCUAUGCGAGUGUUGCUUCUACUCCUCGUUUUAAAACGAGCAACCCAGCACCCACACCUGCUACAAAACCAGCUAUUAUUGUGACUCCCACUAAUAAAGUCAAUUCGCGCCAAGAAGUCAUCGAAUCAUGGCGUAAGAGUAUCUGUUUUAAGAGUUGUAAUUAUGCACCUUCCAGACUACAAGUAAUAUCAAAUAAUAAGCUCCGAGUAGAGUUUGAUACGUGUACCCAGAGGGAUGACGCCUUAGAACGUUUGAAAUCCGCUACCACAGUUAACGCUGAAGCCGCGCGCAAAAUGAACCCUAUGGUCAUCUUAAAAGGAAUCUCUAAUGAUGUCCCAUCAGAAGAAUUAGUCAGUAUCAUCACAGGGCAAAACGACGAAUUACGAGAUCUCAUAAAUAAUAAUGAUGACAUGUUUUGCUUACGUUUUAAGAGGAAAAAUAAAAAUCCAAAAUUAUACAACGCAGUUUUCUUAUGUAAUCCUUUGAUAUGGCGUAAAAUAAUGGAUUCGGGGAGAAUAAAUGUUGAUCAUCAACGCAUCCAUGCAGAAAAUUUUUCUCCAUUCCUUCAGUGCUUCAGCUGUCUUCAGUUUGGACACGUUCAAGGCAAGUGUACCAAUAAUAUCCAUCCCUGCUCCCACUGUGCAGCAGGAAAUCACACAUACAUAGAUUGUCCUAAUAAGGCGAAUAAAUCUGCUACUACCUGCUACAACUGCCAAAUGCACAAUAAUAAGUUCAACACCAAAUUUGACACACAACAUGCAGCAACUUCCUUUUCUUGUCCUAGAGUCAAAGCCAUGAAAGAGCGUAUAUGCCAACGAAUCGACUAUGGAUCAUAA